Messenger RNA from Balearica regulorum gibbericeps (East African grey crowned-crane), 1379 nucleotides. NCBI's taxonomy places the organism in Eukaryota, Metazoa, Chordata, Aves, Gruiformes, Gruidae. The record is from RefSeq and is a predicted model, not a curated record.
CUUAAGGCUACAGAGAGGAAAAGUCUGCGGAAAGACUCCAGUGAUUCGGAAGUAGAAAACGAAGCAAAAAGUAAAUUCUUGUCAAAAAAGCCAGCCUGGGUGGAUGAAGAUGAUGAAGCUGAGGAAAAUGUUGAUAUGACCCAUAGGUAUAGGAGAGAUUUCAUGAAAAGUGAUGCUGAGAAGACACUUACUAAGAAAAAGCUAAAAAGAAGACUCGAAGAACAGUUUCAGCGAGCUAUGGGAGGAGUUCCUGCCUGGGCUGAGUUAGGAAACAGGAAGAAAUCCAAAAGGACUGCAAGUGAUAGUGACAGUGAUGAAGAUGAUGAUCUGCUAUGCAGGACUGGCAAUUUCAUAUCAAACUCAGAGUCCCUGCCAAGAGGUAUUUUGAAGAUGAGCACCUGCUUGCCUGCGAAUCAGGAACGUUUUGCUAAUGGAAAACUGGCAACUGUGCAGUUUCAUCCAUCUGCUCAAGUAGUCAUGACUGCUGGACGUGAUCGAUCUGUGUCACUCUUUCAGGUUGAUGGUAUAAGGAAUCCAAGGAUACAGAGCAUCUAUUUAGAGAGUUUUCCAGUCUAUAAGGCUUGUUUCAGUGUCGAUGGAGAACAAGUUAUAGCCACUGGUACUCACCACAAAAUGUUCUUUGUGUAUGACAUGAUGAGUGGAAGUAUUAUUCCUAUGCAGAAAGUAAGAGGUGUGGAGGAAAGAUUUCUCAGAGACUUCGAAAUCUCUCCAGAUGGAUCAUUUAUGCUUGUAACUGGAACUUCAGGUUACCUUUACUUGUUGUCAAUGAAGACAAAGGAACUGAUUAGCACUAUGAAGGUAAAUGGAAGAUGUACUGCAUCGGCUUUCACUCCAGACAGCAGUAAAAUAUAUAGCUAUUCAAAGGAAGGCGAAGUUUUCAUUUGGGAUGUGAGAAGCAGAAAGUGUCUACACAAAUUUGAAGAUGAAGGUUCUUUGGAAGGAAAGUGCAUUGCUGUUUCAAAAAAUAACCAGUAUGUGGCAUGUGGGUCAGCUUCUGGAGUCGUAAAUUUAUAUACUACUGAUGUCUGUCUCAAGGAAAACCAUCCUAAACCAGUUAAAGCCAUAAUGAACCUAGUUACAUCUGCUACAUGUGUGACCUUCAAUCCCACCACAGAAAUUUUGGCAGUGGCUUCCCGUGAAACUGAUGAGGCUGUCAAAUUGGUACACAUUCCUUCAUAUACUGUGUUCUCAAACUUCCCAGUGUUCAGAAGAAAACAGAUUUAUCUUGCUCAAUCUAUGGACUUUUCUCCCAGAAGUGGUUUUUUCUCUGUAGCAAAUAAUAAAGGCAAAGCUUUAUUAUUUAGGCUGAAACAUUAUUCAGAUUUUUAAAAGAAGAUACAGGAGAAAAUGGACCAGUA